This is a messenger RNA of Linum trigynum, 1708 nucleotides long. The record is from the annotation of a GenBank genome assembly. Lineage: Eukaryota; Viridiplantae; Streptophyta; Magnoliopsida; Malpighiales; Linaceae.
CAACCAAUUAGUACGAAUAAAUUGAGUUCUUGAGAGUUUAUGUAUGAAUCUUAUGAGAAUGUUUGUACGAGAAAUUCAAACGGAUCAAUUAAACCAAACUAUACCAUUUUGAAAAAAUUUGACUCAAUCGACCCGUUUGGCAUCACAUAUUUUGGACGAAAUCUGAGGAAUUUCGAAUUGACUCAUUUUGAUCAAUCGAUCCGUUUGGCAUAAUUUUUUUUGGACGAAAAGAAAUUUGAGGAAUUUCGAAUUGACUUAUUUUGAGAAAAAUAUAAUUGCCUGAGGUGAGUAUAUAUCAUUUUUUUUUUUUGCCUGAGAUGAAUAAUUGAAAACAACUUAUAUUUUUAAAGUGACACGUUUUACAAUUUAUCCAUCCAAAACAGCACUAUAUGAUUUGCUUACAUGGUUCCAUAUGAAUAUUUAAAAUUAAUCAAAGAAUUGGAUUUUCAUUCCAUCUUAUGAGAUCAAGUAAUUAACCCGUUUUGGAAAGUCGGACGACCCUUAUAGGAAAGAAUUGAAGAAACCCAGCCCAAAACUAAUUCUGACCCACAAAAGGACUACUAACAGAAGAAACUUAGCCCGGCCCAGACAGCCAGACUAAGAAAACCCAGAUCCAUGAUGGCCCAGUUGUCAGUUUAAUUUAUAUAUCGUUAUUCUCUCUGGAAGUAUUUAUUCUUCAAAUGCAUGAGAGAGACUGUUUUAAAAUCCCCUCGCCAUUCUUCAAAAAAAAAAAAAAAAAAAAAAUCCCCUCGCCGCAGCAAAGUACUGUUCAAAGCAACAGCACUGCCUUUUCUCUCGUCCAUUCACCUUUUUCGCUUCCUCUCAGUUGCUCUAGAAACCCCUAACUCUAUACUCUCCCACCGAGAAAUGGCCGCCGCAGCACCUCCGCCGCCGCCAACCCCGGCUCCCACGCCGCCCACUGGCCUGCCGCAGUCCGAUUCCACCGCCCCAUUCGGCCAUACCCUCUUCUCCCGCAUCAGGCUGGCUACACCGGCCGACGUCCCCCACAUCCACAAACUCAUCCACCAAAUGGCCGUCUUCGAGAAGCUCACCCACAUCUGCUCCGCCACCGAAUCCGACCUCUCCUCCACCCUCUUCAACUCGCCUCCUUUCCAGUCCUUCACCGUCUUCCUCCUCGAAAUCUCACACUCCCCAUUUUUCAAUCCACCGCCUUCUUCUGGUAGUGGUUUCGCCCCGAUCGACCGUAUCGUCAACUUGGACCUUCCCCUGGUCGACCCGGAAGCCGAAUCGUUCAAGAGUAGCAGCAGCGGGCCCGAGAACGACGUUGUGGUUGCCGGAUUCGUGCUGUUUUUCCCCAAUUACUCCACUUUCUUGGCCAAGCCAGGGUUCUAUGUGGAGGAUUUGUUCGUGAGGGAGUGUUACAGGAGGAAAGGGUUUGGGAGGAUGCUGUUGUCUGCUGUGGCGGCACAGGCUGUGAAGUUGGGUUAUGGGAGGGUCGAGUGGGUGGUGCUUGACUGGAAUGUGAACGCCAUUAAGUUCUACGAAGAGAUGGGCGCAAAAGUCUUGCCUGAGUGGAGGAUUUGCAGGUUAACUGGCCCUCAGCUUGAAGCGUAUCGCGAUGCUAUGUAGAAUGGUUGAGUGGCUUUGUAGUAUUACUAUUACAACUUGUUUAUCAGGUCCUUUAUUUCCUUGCAAGAGUUUCUUUCAUUGAACUCUGCUGCUAAAUUAAUGAAAUCUUACUGUUCGU